UAUAAAUCUCGUUUUCAAGGUUCGUUUAAACCAAGUAGGGGUUUAAGGUCUUCAACAAUGGCGACGACCUUGAAUCGAUUACGUAGCUCAGUCUCUGCUCUCUCGCAUCGAGCGCUCUUCAAUUCCACUCGCCGUGAAUCUCUCCCUUCGCAAACUCCACCUCUUCGAUCAACCACCCGCUCUUUCCUCGAUUUCUAUCAGUUCGGGAACAAGAAAGCGAUCGAGGAGGAACGUGCGCGACUUAACGAUGAGAUGAAUCGGGGGUACUUUGCUGAUAUGAAAGAGUUCAAGGAGCAUGGUGGUAAGAUAGCAGAUGCAAAUAAGACUGUUAUUCCUGCUGUGUCAGCUGUGAAAUUUCCGGAGUUAGCAGUGACUCUUUCUAAUGGAGAAGUCUUGAAGUUGCCUAUUAGUUGUAGUAGUGGUGAGGUUAACGAAGAGAGUUUGGCUGUUCCUAGAGUAUCAUUGGUGUGUCUGUCUUUCCGAGCAAGCUCUCAGGGAAUGAUCAGCUCGUGGAGCAAGCCAUUUCUUGAAUCGUUUGGCGACAGGAAAGAUCUGCAGGUGUUUGAGGUUUCAUUUAUAGAUAAAUGGCUGUUGGGCUUGGCCCCUAUAAGAAAACUACUUCUCCGGGUCUUGCAAAAACCGAAGAGCAACGAGGACAGUGUCCUGCAGAGGCGAGUUGUUUACUCAUUUGGAGACCACUAUCACUUCCGGAAAGAAAUUAAAGUUCUUAACCUUCUCACCGGGUAUAUCUUCCUACUCGACAAAUCCGGGAGAAUAAGAUGGCAAGGCUUCGGAACAGCAACUCCAGAGGAAGUAUCUAAACUUCUCUCUUGCACCUCACAACUCCUUGAAGAUCAAUAAAGUAUCUCUUCAUGAAUUCAUCUCAACAGAGAAUCUUUUCUUCUCAUAAUAAUACGGAAAAUAAAUUCUCUUAUGAAAAGUUUCGAUUUAUGCCUAAAGGAUACUAUUAAAACAUGGACUUUUAACUUUUUAAGUAAAAAAAGAAAAGUUACAUCCUUGCUUCAUGGUUGGUGGAGCAUAGACACAUUACAUCAGUGCAGCACUAACAUGUCUUUUUAUGCAACAACCAUGAAUAUACAAAAGAAAAAAAAGUAACUUCGGUGA
This is a messenger RNA of Brassica napus (rape), 1125 nucleotides long. RefSeq names its product mitochondrial ATPase complex subunit ATP10-like. Lineage: Eukaryota; Viridiplantae; Streptophyta; Magnoliopsida; Brassicales; Brassicaceae. Gene Ontology annotation, cellular component: mitochondrial inner membrane. Gene Ontology annotation, biological process: mitochondrial proton-transporting ATP synthase complex assembly. The record is from RefSeq and is a predicted model, not a curated record. The coding region runs from base 58 to 861 and encodes 267 amino acids. The transcript has 7 exons.